Messenger RNA from Acanthaster planci (crown-of-thorns starfish), 6323 nucleotides. Its product is annotated as ATP-binding cassette subfamily G member 4-like. NCBI's taxonomy places the organism in Eukaryota, Metazoa, Echinodermata, Asteroidea, Valvatida, Acanthasteridae. Gene Ontology annotation, molecular function: ABC-type transporter activity; ATP hydrolysis activity; ATP binding. The record is from RefSeq and is a predicted model, not a curated record. Gene Ontology annotation, biological process: transmembrane transport. Gene Ontology annotation, cellular component: plasma membrane.
UUGUCGACCUGCAUGAUAAUUCCUCGGGUGCUACAUCUUGUACGUGUAGCCGCGCGUGACAGGUGGAUGUCAGAUUUUCUCGAUCUUCCAAAAAAGCUGCAUUUCUUCGGAAUUCUGCCUUGUUCCUCCAUGUCUCUCGUAUGUUUGCUGAAGGACCACUGCGCCACUGAGUGGUUUGGCCGAUCGAAGCAAUUUCUGCCUCCAGGGGAUCAAGGUAACACCAAUUCGGCCUGCCAGUCAAGGGCAGAUGAGGUUCAAUUGGCCAAUCUGCAGUCGGCGUUGAUUUAUGCUGACCCUGCUCUGCUUUCUCCAACCUAUCACUGAUGCCUAGCAUGAAGCUACCGACCAAUGAGAAGCAGCAGAGGGACCCUCAUGAAUAAUAAAACCCGGGGAGACUUCUGUCAGCAUCAACCCCCACAAGGGAAGGAUUUGCAUGCAAAGUGAUUCUCUGGCCAAUCAGAAACUGCAAACCAAGUCAGCUCAUGGAUUAUCCAUUAGCCAGAUGUACAUCCCACCAACCAGCACUAUGGGCUUCAACUUGUUUGGACCAAUGAACAGCGGAACCAGGCACAAUGCAAAUUCACGUGCAGACAUGUCGAUGGCGGAUACAAAUGUGGAGAUGGAGACCGGAGACGAUGUGGCAGCCCCCGGCUGGGAAUCGGAUGCUGCGAUCCUGCAGUCCGUCCAGGCCCUCACAGAGCACAUGCAGCUGCUGUCGGAUGAAACGCGGUCGCUGGCCCGCGAGGGCCUGACUCUGCGCGGGGAGCUAGAGCGGGUGGCCUCGCAGGUGGCGGCGGACCACCACGGUGCCCAGAAUCUGACCAAUGCGGGAGCGUGCACGCCCUCGCCGAACCAGGCCGGGCACUGCUGUGUGCAGGGUCAGGCGAGGUCGUUGGUGUGCAAGCUGAAUGGCAGCGGGGAAGACUGUGCUUGUGACUUCCAUCAUAGGGUUAACAAGCCUGUGGUUUUGCAAUUGAGCCAGGCAUCCCAAGUUGACCUGGACACAGAGCGAGCCUACUGGCAUGCAGGACACCUCAAGAAGGUACAGAACCGAACCUAUGAGGCGCAGAAGCUGUCCCACCUGCCCACGCGGCAGGCCGUCCACAUUGAGUUCAGCAACAUCACUUACACGGUCAGGGAGGGGAGUGUGUGGUCAUGCAGACGAGGGAAAGCAGGCAACAAGACCAUCCUGAAGGGUCUUUCGGGUCGUUUCUUACCAGGGGAACUGAUUGCCAUCAUGGGGCCCUCCGGGGCGGGCAAGUCCUCCUUCAUGAAUGCCUUAGCUGGAUACAAAACCCAGUCCAUGAAGGGCACGUUCCUGGUGAACGGCCAGGCACGCAACCUGGGCCAGUUCCGCAAGAUGUCCUGCUACAUCAUGCAGGACUGCCAACUCCUGCCCCACCUCAGUGUCAUGGAGGCCAUGAUGGUCUCAGCCAACCUCAAGCUGCCCGAGAAGAUUGGCCGGGGUGCCAAGAAGAUUGUCGUGGAGGAGAUUCUAAGCCUACUGGGUCUGAUGGAGAGUGUCCACACCAGGGUCUCUAAGCUGUCAGGAGGUCAGGUCAAACGGCUGGCCAUCGCCUUGGAACUGGUCAACAAUCCCCCGGUGCUGUUCUUUGAUGAACCAACAAGUGGUCUUGACAGUUCCUCAAGUUUCCAGUGUCUGUCUCUCCUGAAAUCGUUGGCCCGGGGUGGCCGGACGGUCAUCUGUACAAUCCACCAGCCCAGUGCCAGGCUGUUCGAAAUGUUUGACCAACUGUACGUGCUUGGUGAGGGACAGUGUAUCUACCGAGGGAGUAUGCAAGGUCUAGUACCCUACCUCAAAGCUCAAGGCCUAGUGUGCCCGCCGUACCACAAUCCUGCAGACUAUGUUAUUGAGAUAGCGUCUGGAGAGUACGGCAACAUGAUCGGCGACCUGUCUAAGCUGGUAACCGAUGGUAAAUGUGAGGAGUUCCUGAAUCUAGAGCCCCCACUGCACAGCACCAGCUCCAAUAGCCUCAACAGCAGCAACAGCCUGACAGGCCAUGCUCACUCCAAUGGCGAUGCCGCAUCAGUGACGACAGCAGGCAUUGGCAUGGCCACCUUCACCGCGUCAAAGGGCGAGGGCAGUAUCACAAACGGUCACACGCCUUCCAAUGCUCCGCAAUCCAACAGGGUAACAACCAAAGCCAUCUUUAAAGAGGCGAAUGGUGUCUCAACGCAUUCAGUCGUGACUUGCGAUGACCUUGACCUCGACGGGGGACAUUUUGCCACCAGCUUUCUGACGCAGUUCAGUGUCCUCUUCAAGAGAGCGUUCCUUACAAUUAUAAGAGACCAGUUACUGACCCAUAUACGCAUCUUCUCCCACAUCGCCUGCGGUCUCUUGAUCGGGCUUCUCUACCUUGAGAUCGGGAACGACGGCAGCAAGGCCUUCAACAACACAGGCUUCCUCUUCUUGUCAAUCCUUUUCCUAAUGUUCACGGCACUCAUGCCAACAGUUCUUUCAUUCCCACUAGAGAUGGGCGUCUUCGUCCGGGAAAACCUCAACUACUGGUACAGCAUCAAGGCAUAUUACUUGGCCAAGACCAUUGCAGAUAUGCCAUUCCAGUUUGUGUUACCAAUUUUCUACUGUACGAUAGUCUACUGGAUGACCGACCAACCCCCCGAGGCAGGCCGAUUUAUCCUCUUCAUUGCCAUGGCAACCAUGACAUCGUUAUGCUCGCAAUCAUUGGGGCUGCUGAUUGGAGCAGGGUCUACGUCUUUACAGGUGGCUGUCUUUGCCGGGCCCAUCUCCAGCAUCCCCAUCUUGCUCUUCUCAGGGUACUUCGUCACCUUUGACACCAUCCCUUCCUACCUGCAGUGGAUCUCCUACAUCUCCUAUGUCCGCUACAGCUUCGAGGGGACGAUGCUGAUCGUCUAUGGCAUGGACCGCGGCGAGCUGGGCUGCCCGGCGAACACCACCUGCAUGUUCCGGACCAGUCGGGAGGUCCUGGAAGCCCUGGACAUCGGCGAAGAGUCCAGGGUCUACUGGCACUUCCUGAUCAUGUUUGGCUUUUUCGUCGUCGUGAGGAUUUUCUGCUUUCUCGUGUUGAAGUUUAAAGUCAGACAGCAUCUAGGUUGAAAUGACGGGGGCUAGUCUAUUGCUACACAAAGUUACCUGAUAGGUAGCAUUUUGUGAGCAGUUAUUUGAUAGUUUGAUUUUCAUGAAGUAGGCUGACACCCAUCUUUUCAUCAUCUUUCACCAGUCUGAAGGCAUUAUCAAGUAAAGAGUUUCAUCCCAAAAUUCUAUAUCCACUGGUUUUGAAAAAUAUGAGUCAAGGUGACCGGUAUAAUUCAUUGAAAUAUCUGCUAAUUGACACCUUGUCUGUUGAAUUCCGAUAUGUACAUGUAUUUUCAGAGAUAUGAUUAACCCUAACCCUCCUCAAUCCUCCAACAGGUGAAGGAUUCAGGAGGGUUAGGGUUAAUGUACAUUGAUCAAAUUUCCUUAUUGUUUUGAAGACCAAAUAAUCAUCCAUUGAUGCAACAUGCAUGUAUCCAUUUUAUUGAUUUUGAGAUGAAACUCUUCAAAGUAUUUGGUAAUCCCACAAGAUUGGAUACAUUCCUGAAAACCAGUUUUAUAAAAAUGAAUCCAUAUUUGUAUUUCCAUAACAGUGUUGUUACUAAGAAAAACCGGGACCAUUCCUGCCAGUGUCCGAUCUGCACGCGCACACAAGAUGUUACUUCUCGAACCAAACUUUAGUCGCUGAGCAGGUUUUAUGAAAGAAUACUCCAGGUGACCGGGAGUUUUUUUGUGUGUGUUUUCAGCAACAACAUGAAUAGUUACAACAAUCCCAGGAUAAUUAAAGUAUCUUGCCUUUCCUUUUGUUUACGCCAUGGAAUCACAAGGUACGAAAAGGCCAUGCAAGGAGACGACCGUUAGAAGUCACAGAAAAAAAGAAUGACAAAGAAAGACAGUAAAAUUCGAAGGUGCUUGAUCGUGCUCAAACAGAGGUGGUAUGUCAAACGUGGAGGUGAGGUCUCGUGAUGACGGACUAAGUAUUAUAACAAGUAUAUGCAAUAAUGAGGAGAAAUUUCUGCUUCUUGGAAGGAGCCCAGAAAAAGAACUUCAGAUUGGUACUUCGUUUAUUUACGGGACGCAUCAAAGUGUUAGUGUGUACUACCUGAAUACCUCAGACGAUUGAGCUGUUUUGAUUGGUUAGGAAUUGAUGACGUGGUGGCAGACAAACCAAUCAGAAACUAGAAUACACGGGUCAAAUGUAAUUUCCACUGAUGACAGUAUUUUGUGAAAAAGUAGCCAUGCAUUUUUAGGCAAGUGAAAUUGUUAACCACGGUUGGUUUUAUGUCACGAAUUGUGUGAUAAGAUGAUCAAAUGUAGGAAGUAGGCCUAUCAAGAGAAUAAAAAGUGUUAAUGUUAGUGCUCCGUAUGGAAGAUCUGUGUCAAUCAGCAUCACAUUUCCCAUGGCCCCUUGCUGUCCAAACUGUGACUGCAUUGGCAGCUAUAUCUCUUCUAGGACACGGGGGGGGGGAAGCACAUAACCACAGAUACCACGAAAUUACAGUUAUGUGUCCAUGAAGUAGCUUUGAGUUUUCAGUUCAACAUUCCCAGAGUCGCAUUCGCAAUCAAUGUUUUGAUAUAGGGCCAUGUUCAAGUUAUUUUGAACCAUCUCACAGCCGGGGAUUCCAACCCCCCCCAACUCAGCUGUGCCUUGCUUGAUUUGUUUUUACUUGGCAAAGCAUAUAAAAACACUCCUUAUCAUUACAACUGUGAAGUUUUAGCUCCGUCAGAUAUGCAGUUUUUAUAGCUACUUGCGUGCCAGCCCGCGUUGAGCACUGCAGUAGAAAAAAAAAUUGGCUGACCUGUCUAGGAAAAAUGCAUGCUGAGCAAGAACGAUUUGUCAAAUUUUCACAAAAUUGGUUUCAAAAUGACCGCGAAGAGGUACUCCAAAAACUCCUGAAGGCUCAUUUCCUAAAGAAUUGCGCUAGGGCGAUAGGACCACAGAGAAAAAAAAAUUAAGGGGGCUGCAGAUUCCCCCGCUAUAGGCUCUUAAGGUUAAAACAGAAGUGGACAUUUUUGCCAGUUGCCCACAGAAUCUAUAUUAAAAAGACAAGCUAUUGGCGACAGGGGGAGAAUUGCAAUUCCUUAAACUUUGAAUGUUUUUCACAUUUUAUCGUCGCGUCCUCAGUUUCAAUAGGUAGAAAUUAGAACUGUGAAGAAUUAAUUAACAAGUUUAUAAGGAAACGCACGCGUGUUUGCGUCAGUGCAAAACAAUGUAAAAUUUUAAAGCGAGGCUUAAUUGUCACAGUGACCAGCUUUAUUCGCACGGAAGCUAUUCUUAAACAGCAUUUAUUUACCACCGUUUUGAUAAUUUGUUCACAAUGGCUUACUUAAAAAGUGCUGAAGUGUGCGAAAUGCAUAUUUAUACCGUUCUGAUUUUCUUUCUGUAAUCCAACUAGCAAGAAUACAGUUUUUAUCGUGAAAGGCAAUCUUGACAUUUUUAAAUGCUAUUUCAGCAACAGAUAGUUUUUGAAGGGAAAUUCAGCUCUCAGUCCUUUUAAUGAACUUCUCAUUAACUGUCUCUUAAAGUUCACUCCUCUGCAACACUUUUGUUUAAUUGUUAUUGUGGAACCAGACUUUUGAUAAAGCAAGCCCAUAUUUUUCUUUGCCGGCAGAUAUAAUAUGUGGAAUGAGGAUAAUACGGGUGAUUCACAAUAGGGCGCCUUCAAGAGUUUGCAACGCGCGAAAUUUGGCCCGACCAUUUUCGAACGCACAUUGGGUCGACAGAUUUCGCGCAUUGUGAUUGGCCAACGCGUUGCAAACUCUUGGAGGCGCGGAAUUGUGAAUGCCGUAUUGAAUUCUUAUAAGAGCAAGAUUAUUAGAAGAAAAAAGCUUUGAAGUUUGAUCAUCGUUAACUCUCAAACAGCUCUGUUAACUUUAUAUAGCUCAUCGCUUAGAAACUUAAAUGGCAUCAAAAAAGCACUCAUCAGUAGAAAUGUGAAGUUUCGAUUCAAGAUUGAAAAGGGUUGUGAUGUUAUGGUCUUUUGAAAUUGAUGACCUCAAGUGUGUCGGCCCGCGCACAAAGUUAAGACCGUACUGGAAAAAAAUGGAUCUUCAAGUUGACUGACCCAGGAGGCCUAUGCACAAUAAUGCGCGUCGCGUAAGAUCAAUCAAUAUAUAAAUAUUUUUCUUAAAAAUGUGUUUCAAAUAACUGGAAGAUGUUAUUUUAAAAACUACUAUUGCUAAUACUGGCGUUUCAAAUUAGUGCGCCACCUAGAGUUUUCAACGUGUUGGCCAAUCAGAAUGCACGAAAUCUGUUGACCCAAUGUGCGUCUGGAAAGGGUUGACAGAU